Condylostylus longicornis is the source of this 5548-nucleotide messenger RNA. It is a transcript of the gene ninaC, whose product is annotated as neither inactivation nor afterpotential protein C. The coding region runs from base 437 to 5158 and encodes 1573 amino acids. The record is from RefSeq and is a predicted model, not a curated record. Lineage: Eukaryota; Metazoa; Arthropoda; Insecta; Diptera; Dolichopodidae. Gene Ontology annotation, cellular component: ribosome; myosin complex. Gene Ontology annotation, molecular function: structural constituent of ribosome; protein tyrosine kinase activity; cytoskeletal motor activity. The transcript is spliced from 19 exons. Gene Ontology annotation, biological process: protein phosphorylation; translation.
CAAAAAUCAAUAAAUUUUCUUGAAAUUUUAAUAUAACUGCUGUAGAACUUCUUUGAGUGUGCCUGUGACCUUGAAUGACAAUAAAAUUUCAAAAGCAAGCUGAUAGGCUGUAACUCUCUUAAUAGGCGGUGUCAAUCAGUCAGCAAGUGUCGCUAUUCAAUAAAACUGGUGUAAAACAAUAUUAUCGCGUAUAUUGUUAAAAAUUACAGAAAGAAAAAAAAAUUUUGAAUAAUUUUUUUAAAAAAUUUAAUUUUUUAAAAAGUUAAAAGAAAAAUUUAAAAUAAAAAAUAUUAAAAAAAAAAUCAAAAUAAUUAAAUUUAAUUUUAAAAACUUUAUAAUUAAAUAUUAUUAAUUAAGUAAUUUAUUAUAAAUAAUUUCCGAAACGGAAAAAUAUAAAUUUUAAGGAAAAGGAUUAAAAUAAUAAAUUUGCAUCAAAAUGCAUAUGCCUUAUGAUCAACUUCCUGAUCCUACGGAUAAAUUUACUUUACUUGAAGAAUUAGGUACUGGAUUUUGUGCAAAGGUAUGGAAAGCACGAGAUUUACAAAACAGUCGUAUUGUUGCAAUUAAAAUUCAACCAUACGAUAGAGAGCAUCAAUUUCUAAUUGAAGAAGAAUAUCGAAUAUUCCGUGAUCAUUCUGGAUUCCCAAAUUUACCGGAUUUUUAUGGUACUUAUAAAAAACAGAAUAGUGCAGCACCUGAUGAUAUUUGGUUUAUUUUACAGUAUUGCGAUGGAGGAACUGCUGUUGAAAUGGUUAAUAAACUUUUAUCACUCGAUAAAAAAAUGAAAGAAGAGCAUAUUGCAUUUAUUUUAAAAGAAACUGCAAAAGCUGCUAUCGAAUUGAAUCGAAAUCAUUUUAUUCAUCGUGAUAUUCGAGGAAGUAAUAUUUUAUUAACGAAGAAUGGUGAAGUAAAAUUAAGUGAUUUCGGAUUGACAAGAGAAGUUGAUUCAACUUUUGGUAAAACCGGAACAUGUAUCGGUUCACCAUGCUGGAUGGCACCAGAAAUUGUUACAGCUCCUGAAAAAAAGGAGACCGAAAUAUAUGACAGCAGAUCUGAUGUUUGGGCUUUGGGUAUUACAGCUAUUGAAUUAGCUGAUGGUAAACCACCAUUUGCCGAUAUGCAUCCAACGAGAGCAAUGUUUCAAAUAGUAAGAAAUCCACCGCCAACUUUAAUAAAACAAUCGGCUUGGAGUCAAAAUUUUCUUGAUUUCAUUGCUGAAUGUUUGGAAAAAAAUCCUGAAAAUCGAGCACACAUGUUGGAAAUUGUUGAGCAUCCAUUUUUGAAUGAAACUUUCGAAAAUGAAGUAACUAUGCAAAAAGAAUUAAAAAUUUUAAUUGAAAAAUCAGAAGGUGGAAGUUAUAGAAAACCUGAAGAAGUGUUAGUUGAUCGAGGUUUUAUUAAAAAAUAUAAUUCAAAACCGGAAAAAAUGCUUUGUGAAGAUUUAGCUGCUAUCGAUAAUGUUGCUGAUAGUAUUGUGUUAGAAACACUAGCUCACAGAAUGAGUAAAGGAAUAUCUUAUACUUUCAUUGGCGAUAUUUUGCUUUCAUUGAAUUCGAAUGAAAUUGAACUUAACAUGGAUGAAAGCUUUCAUGAAAAAUAUAAAUUUAAAUCACGUUCUGAAAAUGCCCCGCAUAUUUUUUCGGUUGCUGAUCUCGCUUAUCAAGAUAUGAUGCAUCAUAAAGUGCCACAACAUGUUAUUUUUGCUGGUGAAACUUAUUCGGGAAAAUCAACAAAUGUUCAUCUAUUUAUUAAACAUUUGUGUUAUUUGGGUGGUGGUAAUAAGGGAGCAACAACACGUAUUGAAAAUGCUUUAAAAGCAAUAUUAAUGUUAACAAAUGCUGGUACACCAAUCAAUAAUAAUUCCACACGCUGUAAUAUUCAAUAUCAUAUUACUUUUGGUACAACUGGUAAAAUGAGUGGAGCCGUAUUUAUAUUGAAUUUACUUGAGAAAUAUCGUGUCUCAACUACUGACAUGAAUCAGCAUAAUUUCCACAUCUUUUAUUACUUCUAUGAUUGGUUAGUAUCGGAAAAUAAACAUAAAGAUUAUAAAUUGAAAGGUGAUAGAAAUUAUCGUUAUUUGAGAGUACCACAAGAAAAGGUAGAAACCAAAUUAAAAUAUGUUCGUGAUACACCAAAAGAGAAUGCCGAAAAAUACAAGGAAUUCGAAGAAAUUUUAUUGAAUUUAGAUAUGUCAGAAAUAAAUAUACAAAGUGUACGUAAUAUUUUGGCUGCCAUUCUUAUUAUUGGUAAUAUACGAUUUAAAAGUGAAAGUAAAGGUGCGGAAUUAGAAGAUAGUAACAUUGUUACAAAAAUAUGUGAUCUAUUAAAAGUUGAUGAAAAGAAAUUCCAAUGGUCAUUAACUCAAUAUAUCAAAGUUAAAGGUGGUAUUGCUGAACGCUGCCAAUAUACCCCAGAGGAAGCAAGAGAUGCAAGAGAUGCAUUAGCUGCAACAAUAUAUUGUCGUUUUGUAGAUUGGGUUGUUGCUAAGAUUAAUAUGAAUUUAGCAUUCGCCAGAGCUGUAUUUGGUGACUCAAAUGCUAUUGUUAUUUAUGAUAUGUUUGGAUUCGAGUGUUUCCAUCGAAAUGAUCUUCAACAACUGAUUGUCAAUACUAUGAAUGAACAGAUGCAAUAUCACUAUAACCAAAAGACGUUUGCAUUAGAAAUGUUUGAACAGGAAGCAGAUGAAGUACCUCCAGUUCAAUUGAAUUAUCAUGAUAAUAAAGAUACGUUAGACCGACUUUUAACAAAGCCAGAAGGUCUUUUUUACAAAUUCGAUGAUGCAACUAAAGAUAACCUUAGUUAUGAGUCGAUCGCAGAUGCUGUAAUUGAAAAACGAAGUGCAUAUAUUAAAAUGCAAAGUAAUAAUGAAAUUGCUGUUGCACAUUAUACUGGAAAAGUGGUAUAUGAUUUGAGAGUAAUACCUGAUCAAAAUCGUGAUUUUGUGCCACCAGAAAUGAUUGAAUCAUUAAGAACAUCAUUAGAUGAAACAAUUAAGUUAUUGUUUACAAAUCAAUUAACAAAAACUGGAAAUUUAACAAUGGAUUUUGAAACUGAACAGAAACAAGAAGGAAAACAAAGAACUUAUGUUUUGAAUACAUUAUCGAGGGGACAAUACUCUCAAGCUACAAAUCUUAGAACAAUAUCAGCUCAAUUUAGAUCAGUUUGCUUAGAAAUGAUGAAAUUAUUGAGUACCAAACAAUCAGAUGUAGGCUUUCAUUUCAUUAGAUGUAUUCGAGCUGAUUUAGAAUAUGCACCAAGAAAUUUCCAUCCAGAUAUGGUACAACAACAAAUGAAAGCAUUAGCUGUUAUGGAUACCAUCAUAGCAAGACAACAGGGAUAUUCAAGUAGAAUAUCAUACCAUGAAUUCUUAAAAAGGUAUCAAUUUCUUGCAUUUGACUUUGAUGAAACUGUUGAUGUCACAAAAGAUAAUUGCCGAUUGUUAUUGAUUCGUCUUAAAAUGGAAGGAUGGGCAAUCGGUAAAUCAAAAGUAUUCCUACGUUAUUACAACGACGAAUUUCUGUCAAGAUUAUAUGAAAUUCAAGUAAAGAAGAUUAUUAAAGUUCAAUCGAUGAUGAGAUCUUACAUAUCAAGACGUAGAAUGAAAGAAGGGAAGAGGCCAUUAGAAACAAAACCUGCAACAGCAGAAGAGAAUGAAGCUGCCACUACAAUACAAAAAGUCUAUAGAGGAUAUAGAGUACGAGCAAAAUAUGGUCCAUUAUGUACUGAAAGCGGUAAUUUAAAUUUAGAAACAGCUCAAUUUUUAAGAAGUUAUACAAGAAAAUGGAGAUCAAAAUCCUUAUUUCAAGUUUUAUUACAUUAUCGUGCAGCAAGAUUUAUAGAUUUUACAAAUUUAUCCCAACAGGUUCAUUUUUUUAAUCAAAAAUUUGUCUCACAAUUAUUGAAUAUAUGUAAAGGUGUUAAUUUAGAUAAAAUUAAUGUAAAACAAGUUAAUGUAUCAGCAUUUGGACCAGUUCCAUUACCAACACGUAAAUUACCAUUUCGUUUACAAGAUAUACCAUAUUUUGAUACAACAUAUAUGUGUGAUCCAGUUAAUCCAAUAUCACGUAUGAAAAUUAAUACAACAGAACCAGAAGAAGAACCAUGGGAUGCACCAUUACAAAUGAAUCCAUCAUUAACUGCAUAUUUAAUGACAUAUAAUGCAUAUAAAAAAGAACAAAGUUGUCAAACAAAUUGGGAUAAAUUAUAUGAAAGUGAUAAUGUAUUAUGCCAGCCAUUCGUUAGAGAUCCAAAUAUGAUGAAAAAGCUUGGUGUUAUUGCACGAAGUAAUCAAUAUGGUGGAGAUAUAAUACCUAGUUCUGCUAGCCGAACGUCUCAAUUUGAUAAUCAAUCUGGCUUCAAUCCAUAUACAAAUUUUAAUUCUAAUCGCAAUUUUAAUAAUCAAACUGGUUUUAAUCAAUAUACAGACAUUAGAUCAAAUUUUAAUCAAUAUGAUCCUAAUAUGUCUAAUUUAGGUUUAUUACAACAAAAUUAUAAUGAAAAUUCAAUGUUUUCUGGUAAUAAUCAAAAUUUAAUGAAAGAUAAUUUUAAUCAAAGCCAAAAUCAACGAUAUUCAAAUUAUUCAAAUAUAAUGGUAAGUCAAGGAACUGGUGGAAGUCGAUCUGGUUCAAGGAGGAAUUCAAUUAAAAAUUAUGCAGCACCAUUACCACCACAUAUGCAAAAGAAUAAUGAUGCAUCGAUAAUGAAUCGAAGUCGAAAUUAUAAUAAUAAUAUACCGGUGAAUCGAGAUUUUCGUCCACCAAAUCAUGUUAGUGAAUUGAAAAUGUUGGGUAGAAAUUUUAAUAGUGACAAUAAUUACGAUAAUGAUAAUCCACCAUUUAAUUUUAAAUCGAUGUUGAGAAAAACUAAUUAUUCAAGACCUGAAGAUACAAGUACAUUUGAAUAUAAUAGUAGAGGAUCACAGAAUAAUGAAAAUUCAACAACAACAAAUUUUAGUCAAGUAAAUAAAUUUAAAUCAUCUGAAACUAAUAGUAGAUCAUGGAAUCGUGAUAAUCCAAAAACAAAUAAUUAUUCAUCAUCGAAUAAUGAUAAUUCAAAACAAAAUAAUUCAAAUUCUGGUGAUAAUGAAUUUCAAACAAGAUAUGUUGAUGAAGAAAUUGCACCCGGUGUUAAAUUAUCAGGCUAUGCUAUUGAUAUAUAAAAAUUGUAUUUUAUUAAAGUGUAAUUAUAAUUCACAUAAUUCUAUAUAUAUAUACAUAUUUACUUAUGUAGUUAUAUAUGUAUAUAUAAAUUCCAUUUAUCACUUUUAAUUCAACUAAAUUAAUAUGAUAGAAGUGAAGAACUUCAAAUAUUUCGGUGUUAUUAGUAAAAGCAAUUUAAUAUUGCAAAUACAAAAAAAAUUAUAAAAUUUAUGCCCUUAUCAUCAUAUUUUCCCUUAUUAAAACUAUUAUAAAUCAUUAAAUUAUUAAUUGUUUAAUUAAUUGAGCUUUAUUAUAUUAAAAAGAAAAUUAAUAUUUACUUUAAGAGUUAUGUAAUUUUAAUGUAAGUGGAAAAAAAUAAAUUAUUAAAACAUUCGUUUUAGUUACGUGUA